Molecule: messenger RNA, 1307 nt
Organism: Tuber melanosporum (Perigord truffle)
Lineage: Eukaryota; Fungi; Ascomycota; Pezizomycetes; Pezizales; Tuberaceae
Exons: 3
Coding region: 47-1120 (357 amino acids)
Cellular component (GO): membrane
Molecular function (GO): serine-type endopeptidase activity
Source: RefSeq, a predicted model, not a curated record
CACGGGCCUGAACACCAACACCAAUACCAUUACACAAGACCCCACAAUGCUGCAUCUUUUCACCCGAUCGUGCACUACCAUCUUGCUCAACACUUCCAAAACAACAUGUAUUCAGUCAGCCUCCUCCAGGUUUGGCUUCCGGGUACUCCGGACCCAACGUCCUCGACCACGAUUCUUCCAACACAAUGCCUUCAAGCAAUUCCCCAACCGAAAACUUCCCCCACAAUCGGGGAAACUAACUCUCAAGCCAGCAAUAAACUCCUCCGAAAACCUCCCUUCUAAACCCCAGCCUAAACUCCUCGAUAGACUGAAAGCUCAAGGGCAGUUAUCCCAAGACGAGGCUCCCAGAGACCUCUCUUACUCCCAACGCCUCUUUGCACCGCUCGUCUUCACUCUUGCUGUUUGCGGAGGUUCUUACUAUUUUGCUUUAACAUGGACACCUCCCCCACUUGACGCCCGCAUGUUCCCGGCCUUGCCUCAGAGUGUGACGACCGUUGCUGCCAUCAUUGCUGCCAAUGCUGCCGUCUGGUUUGCUUGGAAGAUCCCGUUGCCCAUAUCUUGGAGGUUCCUGAAUAGGUACUUUCUUUGUGCACCUGCGUUACCGUAUAGUGUAGGGUUGCUGGGGAGUGUGUUUUCGCAUCAGAGUUUGACGCAUUUGGGCCUUAACAUGUUUGCGUUGUAUAUCUUUGGGUCAACUCUCUGUGACCAAAUCGGCCGUGGCAAUUUUCUUGGGCUGUACUUCUCCUCGGGGGUCAUAGCUUCAUUUGCCUCCUUAACACAUAACGUCCUCCGUGGUCGCUUUCACGUCUACGCCCUCGGUGCUUCUGGUGCUGUCUUUGGUGUUCUCGGAGCAUUCACCUACUUCAAUCCCGAGACCAAACUCUCAUUUAUCUUCCUGCCGUUCAUUGGCCUACAAGCUAAAUACUUCAUGUCUGGCGUCGCGAUGCUGGAGGCAUUUGGAAUUGUGAGGGGAUGGCAGACAAUCGAUAAUGUGGCGCAUUUAGCGGGGUUGGGUUGGGGGGUCGGGAUGGCGUACUGGCUCGAGCAGAGAGUUAAGAGGAGGAGGAGGAAGCUUGAGGUUGCAAUGGUGCGAGAGAAUGCGUCAAAGAGGUGGUGGUGAGUAAGGGAAGUUUCAACCACGGUAGGUUAGAGGUGGGGCGAGGGAUAAUUGAUUAGAAUAUUAUUUUUUUUUGUGGCGUAUGCUCCCUUGAUGAGAGCCCCCAGUUUUGUUGCUCUAGGUAGGGGCGGGACGGGAAGGGGGAUUAGAACGGAUUGCGCUUAUAGAUGGUUGCAGUAUUAUCUCCGGA